AUGUGCGCUCCGCGCUACCACACGCUCGCUGCGGCUCGGCCUGCGCUUGCAGCGAUAUCAAGCUCACGCCGCGCGAUCGCGUUCGUCGCAGCGACCGCGAUCCUCGGCACCCUCUUCUACCAACUGAGGAGGCGAGCGGGUGGCUGCAACCCAGCGCCCAUGUGCCGCAUCUGGUCGUGCAGCAAGCCGCUCGCCGCUCAGCUUGAGGACGAGUGGCCGUCGUGGCCGCCAGUCUCGCGCAAUGGUAUCCCGCGCGACAACCUUCCUGGCUGGUCGGCUGAGGGUUGGCUGCGCUCCGGCUUCUCGGGGACCGCUCCUUCGAUCCCGCAGCCGGUGAACGAACAGCUGUGGCACGACGCCUUUGGCCUGUGGUCGCCACUCAACCUUGCCAUCGGUGGCGACCGUGUCCAGGACCUCGGCUGGCGGUUGCAGCGCGGCGGCCUGCUCGCGCGGGCUCUGCGCCCGACGAUCUUUGCGGUCAUGCUCGUCCUGGUGAUGGAGCAGCUCCACGCGGCGCGGCCGGCGGCGACGCUGCUGCUGCAGGCUAUCCUGCCUCGGGGCGGCGACGCGCGCCUACGCACCCCGUGGUGGGACGACGCCGAGACAAACAGCCACUACCACGCGGUCACAACGCUCAACGGCCGGCUGGCGGCGUAUGCUUGGAAGCGGCCGUGGGUGCGGUGGGUCGAUUGCGGCGACCGUUUCCUCGCGCCUGGCUACGCACCGGCCGACCAGGCUGCGAGCGCGACGCCCGACGGCGACCUGAUGCUGGCGGAGCCGUUGGGUGCCCCACACGCCCGCGCUCACCAGGUGAAGCGGAACGCUUCCUCGGCGGCGGGGCCCGGGGGGCGUCAUUUGCAGCCGCACCUCAUGUACGACUUGCUCCACCUGACGCCCGAGGGGUACACUCGCUGGGCCGAGUGUUUGCGGCCUGCAAUCGCAGAGGCCUUUGCUUGGAACGCUAACCGCACGCGGCGGCAGUAGGGGACCGCUCUUCCAGAACCGUACAUCAGCCGGACCCCGCACAUGUCUUCUUUUUGUGAAGUAUUAGUUACUUUAUUGUUAGCCGUAUACUGACUUUGUUGUGGCUCAACUUGUAUAAUGCCAUUAAUGGGGGAGAGAUAUUCA
Messenger RNA from Emiliania huxleyi CCMP1516, 1128 nucleotides. RefSeq lists its product as hypothetical. Lineage: Eukaryota; Haptophyta; Isochrysidales; Noelaerhabdaceae. The record is from RefSeq and is a predicted model, not a curated record. The transcript has 8 exons. Bases 1 to 984 code for a protein of 327 amino acids.